AUGAACUUGAAACUAGUUUAUCCUCUUCUAACUAUAUGCAUUGCCAUAGUCUUCAUCAUAGUUUGGGUUCUCCAGACUACAGAGAGGAACCCCAUGGUUUGUGAGACUCAUCUCCAAGAGCUUCGCACGGAGGAGAAAACCCAGGCUAGCCACAGCCUGAUAUUUGAUGAUUUAUCUCCAGCAGAGAUUAUACAAGUGAAGAGGUAUUUACAACACAACAUAGAGGUACCCUUGGUAGAGUCUCCUGAAGCCAAGCCAUCUGACAACUGCGUUUAUUCUAUCACCCUUCAGCUUCCCCCCAAAGCAGAGGUGCUGGAAUUCCUGGAUCACCAAGGAGCGAGACCUGCCAGACAAGCUCUAGUCAUAGUCUUCUUUGGCAAUCAGAAGGAUCCAAACAUCACUGAGUUUUUGGUGGGUCCUCUUCCAAAUCCAACAUACCACCAGGAUGUCACAGUGGAGAAGUAUGGAGAGAAGUUACCUUAUUACAGAAGGCCUUUAUUAGCUAAUGAAUUUGAAGAAAUCAAUACAUUCUUGAAGAAGAAGGCAUACCCUAAGGCUCCAAACUUUAUGCACAAUGUACUGGAUUACAAUGGAAGCAAUUUUAUGUAUUCCCGUGCGAUGCCACCAGGGUUCAAGUCAGGAGACCGCCUAAUCUGGAUUACUCACUUCCAAAAUGUUUCUGGCUUUUAUCUACAUCCAGUCGGAUUUGAGGUCCAACUGGAUCUUAGUAGUCUGGAUAUUUCUCAUUGGAAUGUGAAAAAAAUAUUCUAUAAUGGGCAAUACUUUGAUGGCAUGGAGGAUAUUGAAAGACAAUUCAAUGAAGGGUAUGUUAAAAUAGCCCAGGUCAAAAAAGCUCCUUUUGAUGGGGGAUACUCAUCAUUAAAGAUGAGGGUGCCACCUGAGGGACCUGGCCCUCUGCACUAUGAACCUCGUGGACCACGCUAUAGAAUCAAGAAUAACCAUGUUUUCUUCAUGUCUUGGAGUUUUGCCUUUGGAAUGGAUGCUUUCCGGGGGCCACGUGUCUUUGACAUCAGGUUUAAGGGUCAGAGGAUAAUUUAUGAACUAAGUCUGCAAGAUGCACUUGCUGUCUAUGGUUCCAACAAUCCAGCAUCAAUGCUAAUCAGAUACAUGGACAUAAGCUAUGGCCUUGGAUAUAGUGUAUUCCCACUCACCCAGGGCGUGGAUUGUCCUUACUUAGCUACUUAUUUGGACAGACACUAUUUUGUUGAUACAUCAUUACCUGUUACCCACAAAAAUUCAAUCUGCAUCUUUGAGCAGAAUACUGAGGUGCCUGUGCGACGUCACUAUGAUAGGGCCCAGGUUCCAUUUUAUGGAGGGCUGGUAGAUGCAGCUCUUGUAUUUAGGUCCAUAACCACAGUUAGUAAUUAUGACUAUAUGUGGGAUUUUAUUUUUCACCAAAAUGGAGCUGUUGGUGUCAGAAUCUAUGCCAGUGGAUACAUUCAGUCAGCUUUUUUCUUUGAUGAUGCUGAAGAUUUUGGCAACAGGGUUGAAGAGUGGGUGCUGGGGACAAUUCACACCCACAGCAUUCAAUUCAAGGUGGAUAUGGACAUUGGUGGUGUGGAAAAUUCCCUGAUGAGCAAUGACAUGGCUUUUGAAACAGUGAAGGCCCCAUGGAGCCCAGAGCACAAGAUCAAUCGAAUGAAGAUGGUAAGGAAGGUCCUGGAUACUGAGGAAAAGGCUGCUUUCCGCCUUCAUGACAAUAUGCCCAAGCACAUAUACUUUGCAGCGAACAGUGCAAAUAAGUGGGGCCAUGAACGUGGCUAUCGGAUCCAGAUGAUCAACUUUUCUGGAAAACACAUGCCAGAAACAGAUCGAAUGGAACGAGCCAUCAGCUGGGAAAGGUACAAGCUGGCUGUUACCAAGCGGAAGGAGAAUGAACCAUACAGCACCAGCAUCUAUAAUCUGGUUGAUCCAUGGUCACCUUCAGUUGCCUUUGCUGACUUCAUAAACAAUGAAACCAUUGUCAAUCAGGAUUUGGUUGCCUGGAUCACUACUGGCUUCCUACAUAUUCCACAUGCUGAGGACAUUCCUAACACUGCAACACUAGGGAAUGAGCUUGGAUUCCUUCUGAGACCCUACAACUAUUUUGAUGAUGACCCCUCCAUGUAUUCUCCAGACAGCAUUUUCUUCACCUGCCAGCAAGACCCCGAUUCCUGUGCUAUCAACCAACUUGCAAGUCUCCCAAAAACAGUUGCAUGCCUGCCCAACCUCCCCAUUUAUGUUUAUAAGGGCUUCCAAAACAUGACCAAACUCUGAGGUCUGAGCUUUGGCUGGUGUGGGUGUGUUUUGAGUUGGAAGGGAGGGGAUGAACAUGCAUUGCAUAGAUUGUAAUGUAUACUAAGCAAAGCUUAGUUUGAGUUUUUACUGUCCAAUAGCUUUGAAUCUCAAUUCUUAAGUCUUGGUUUUACAUUUUGCUUGUAAUUUUUAAGUUGUAAUUUCAGUAGUUCUUUUCUUGGGCCUCAGAUAUUCCAAUCAGAUUGUUCAGUUGCAAUUGAUUUUCUGCACCAUUUAUGUUCUUAUUUGUCUUUCUCUACCUUUUUGAGAUGUUAAUGGGGGUACCUGCACUCCAGCAAGUAGGUCAAAGCAAGAGAAAGCAACUUCUAGCCUUUCAGAUGUCGUUGCAUUCCUCCUCCUACCAUGUCUCACCAUUGGUUAUACAGCCUAGGGUUGAUGGGACUUACAACAAUGGGGUGUCCACAUGUUGCCCACCUUUGAGUUCAAUAAUUGUUACUUCAUUCCAAGGAAUCUGGUGUAUUGUUCUGUGAAGAGGAUUAAAGGUCUUUUAAUAAAACUAAAUUCCUAGAAUUUAUUUGUGUAUUAUUUAUUUGGGUUAGGGGUUGAAAAAUGGGGCAGUCCUGACCUGUCUGUUAACCACUUUAUCAGUCAAUGUAGUUAUAUAUUAACUAUUAAUUUG
Molecule: messenger RNA, 2935 nt
Organism: Sceloporus undulatus (fence lizard)
Lineage: Eukaryota; Metazoa; Chordata; Lepidosauria; Squamata; Phrynosomatidae
Product: membrane primary amine oxidase-like
Exons: 4
Coding region: 1-2277 (758 amino acids)
Biological process (GO): amine metabolic process
Cellular component (GO): plasma membrane
Molecular function (GO): copper ion binding; primary methylamine oxidase activity; quinone binding
Source: RefSeq, a predicted model, not a curated record